Messenger RNA from Osmerus eperlanus (European smelt), 2294 nucleotides. Its product is annotated as proliferation-associated protein 2G4-like. Bases 216 to 1403 code for a protein of 395 amino acids. The record is from RefSeq and is a predicted model, not a curated record. The transcript is spliced from 13 exons. NCBI's taxonomy places the organism in Eukaryota, Metazoa, Chordata, Actinopteri, Osmeriformes, Osmeridae.
UCGGAUUGAUAAACAGCCAUUCUCUGGCUAUACACUUUGAUCUAUGGCAGUAACGUUACCCAUACGUGCUCUGCGUGAGGACGUAGCAGGAAGAAGUUAGUGGGUGUUUUGGGCUUUCAUUGUCACUGGAGAGUAGCGAAGAGCAGGAGAAGCUUGGUGGAGGUGGUUGACAACAAGGAGAAAGUUAUAUAGAGCACGAAAGCACCACUGAAAAUAUGUCUGGGGAUGACGAUCCGCAAGAACAGACCAUCGCUGAUGACUUGGUCGUCACCAAGUACAAAAUGGGGGCUGAAAUUGCCAAUCAGGCUAUGAAGGCAGUGGUCGAUGCAGCCAAAGAAGGAGUCUCUGUUAUCAACUUGUGUCAGAAGGGAGAUGUGUUCAUCAUGGCUGAAACUGGAAAAGUUUUCAAGAAGGAGAAGGAUAUGAAGAAAGGAAUUGCGUUCCCAACCAGUGUCUCCGUCAAUAAUUGCGUCUGUCACCACUCCCCUCUUAAGAGUGACCCAGAUGUCACACUCAAGAAUGGGGACCUUGUCAAAAUUGACCUGGGAGUGCAUGUGGACGGCUUCAUCUCGAAUGUGGCACAUUGCUUUGUUGUUGGAGUGACCAAGGAGGCCCCGUUGACUGGGCGUAAAGCUGACGUGAUUAAGGCUGCACACUUGUGUGCCGAGGCAGCCCUACGUCUAGUCAAACCUGGGAACCAGAACUCUCAGGUCACAGAAGCUUGGAACAAGAUCGCCAAGUCAUUCAAGUGCACACCAAUAGAGGGUAUGUUGUCCCAUCAGUUGAAGCAGCACAUUAUCGAUGGAGAGAAGACCAUUAUUCAGAACCCUACAGACCAGCAGAGGAAGGACCAUGAGAAAGCAGAGUUUGAGGUGCAUGAGGUCUAUGCAGUGGAUGUGCUCAUAAGCACUGGAGAGGGAAAGGCCAAAGAUGCAGGACAGAGGACCACAAUUUACAAGCGGGACCCCAGCAAGCAGUAUGGGCUGAAGAUGAAGACGUCCAGGAUGUUCUUCAGCGAGGUGGAGAGGCGCUUUGAUACCAUGCCCUUUACUCUCAGGGCAUUUGAGGAUGAGGGCAAGGCCAGACUGGGUGUAGUGGAGUGUGCCAAACAUGAACUGCUUCAGCCCUUCAAUGUGCUGCAUGAAAAGGAAGGCGAGUUUGUGGCCCAGUUCAAGUUUACUGUGCUCCUCAUGGCCAACGGACCCUUGAGAAUUACAAACAGCCUGUUUGAACCAGAGUUGUUCAAGUCUGAGCAUGAGGUGGAGGAUCCAGAGGUUAUGGCUUUGCUUCAAAGCUCAGCAAGUCGCAAGACGCAGAAGAAAAAGAAAAAGAAGGCCUCAAAGACAGUAGAGAAUGCAACUGGACAGCCUUUGGAGGUAGCUGAAACUGGAGCUGCAGAAUAACCCUCCACCCCUGCUUAUCUCCAUCUACAGCCGCCUUGUCUAUGAGAAUACUGACAAGACAUCUGACAACCUAAAGAACCAGAAUCAAGAAUCAGAAUCAAGAAUACCCACCCCCAGAAGCGCAGCUUACUGACACAGCAUUUGCCAAUAUUUCCACUUCGAUGUCAGCCUGGGAAGCUGCUGCUCAUCAAUUCAAGAUGAACGGUCACGUAUCUCAACCCCCACCCCUUCAAUAUCUGUCUGUUGUUCACAGACCGGCCUUUUCCUCAGAAUAGUAACCUCCUGUCUAGUCUCAGAAGAUAUACUUGAAUGCUAGGGCUUUUGCUGAUAAUAGAAGACGUUGACAACUGUCUUCAGGCCUCCCUUUGUCCUUAAUGUUUUGCUUUGAACUGGAAUAAUAAUGGCAGCGUGACAGGAUAAUGUCUUUGUUGUGCCAAUGAUAAUUUUGGAAGACACCCACUUGGCACUAAACAUGAUGCCAUCAUCCUCGAAUUUAAUGUUUAUUGGUAUUUAUUGAAUAACUCCCAUUUUCAGCACUCUGAAACAGAGAUAUAAAUUUAUAUUGUUAUUAAUGAUAGUAUUUGAAAGCAGAACAGGUUUGAGGUUGCUUUGUAGUCACAUAUGCAAGGCAAGCUAAAGUGUUUAAUUGUAAUGCUAAUUUCCACAAGUCAAAUGGAAGUUCAACUGUAAUAUUUUGUUUGUGUGGAUGGUUUCGGUUGAUGCCCUAUGGAGCUAUAGUCCACUGGUUCUCCCACAGCCCCUUCUGUCAAGUUUCACAGUCAGUGUUUACAUACAAUUUCACAAAUUAAUACCUGAUGCUUGCUUUUUUUGUAAUACAAAUCCUGUUUCAGAGACUAUUUUUAAGAAACAUUAAAAAGCCAGCUUGAUGUC